AUGCAUCUCAGACACCGGAACCUGCAGAACAAGCAGGCGAGCAUCAUUGUAUGGAGCCGGGCUGAACCUUGGCUCCUGAGGAAAGCUUGCGGUCUAUACGGAGUAGAGAGAGAGAGAAGAGAGCAGACACCGAUGACGCAACUGUUAACCAGCUACCUGGACCCGAGCAUCGCCUCUCCGUCCAGUUUCAACAACUUGGUGAGUUCCGUCUUUUUUUCUUCGAAACGGAAGAAGCUGUUGCCCGCACUCGCGCAACCUGCCUUGACCUUGCACGUCUCUCGCGUGUCACAUGGCAUCGUCAUCGUGUGUCUUCACCACACACACAACAACACAAGCAGAGCCAUUGCUGCUCCUUGCCCCUCACCACCACCACCCAGCAAAGCUUGCGACGGAAAAUCACUCUCCUCAUUCAUGCCAUUCACCAUUCCCCUUCCUCAUUUCCGUCUCAUCGUCGACAACGCCAUCAAGGAAGCCCUCAUAGUGAAAAGGCUCCUCGCUGACCAUACCGCCUCUCCAGAUCUUGUACAAAGAUCACCCCUUCCCACCGCCGACUUAGCCUUUGGUCAACUCAAAGGCACAACAGCCCAGCACGGCUUCCCUGGCCGUGAGCUUCGUCAGUGA
Colletotrichum aenigma is the source of this 621-nucleotide messenger RNA. RefSeq lists its product as uncharacterized. The transcript is spliced from 3 exons. The coding region runs from base 1 to 621 and encodes 206 amino acids. Lineage: Eukaryota; Fungi; Ascomycota; Sordariomycetes; Glomerellales; Glomerellaceae. The record is from RefSeq and is a predicted model, not a curated record.